AAAUAUGACUCAAGAAUUUCUACUCAUCUUUAUAAUAUCCAGCUCACAUGCUUUCACGUUAAGCAGUGAAGAGAAACUAGCGCGGCAUUGGGUUCAGCCACCACAGUUUAACAAUCAAUCAAUCAAGCAUCUUAUUAAUCACAAUCUUUUCAAGAACUUUUUAAAGAUAGACGGAGGAACUGAAGAUUUAUCACAUGAAAUAUCAGCUGUUCUGUCCCAAUUGGAAAUCAAUUGUGAGGAUAGUACAACGUAUAGAGGACUAAAUGUACAACUAAGCUGUCCUGCGGACCGAAAUAUACUGUACAACUGCUAUUGUCUGAAGAAAAACAAACAAGGACGGACUAUAUAUAAAACAACAGGAGAAACCACAUUUGAUGAAUGUCAUUGCGGACAAGUAGGAAAAAAUGUUGUCACAAGAAUAACCUGCUGUAAGAACGUAGAUGGAUUUCAAACAAAGGUAGUUCCACAAUUGCAGGCUGAACUGGUGUACUGUACGGCAACCCACCCUGUACAAACAACUAAGCGGUCUUUAAAGUCAACUGUACGCUGCGGAAAUAACAGCAUCCUGACCCGAUGCUUCUGCAUCUUUCCGUACGGGAUGCGCCAGCUCGGAGUUAUUGAGGGGUCAACCUGUACCUGUCCAGACAGGCGAACUAAACUAAGCCGAGCAGUGUGCUGUGGGUUGAGUCCAGACAAAUAAACAAUGUACAUUGUGUACAAGAUACAGUGGGACUCAUAAAACUGUGGAAUAAGGACUGUCUUGAUUCAUUAACAUUUAUUACAGAUUUUCUAAAUAUCGUCUUCCACAAUUUGUGGGUUCCACUGUACACUUCAUGCUGUGAAAAGUAUUCUCUCUAAAUAAACAGUUAUAUUAUU
This is a messenger RNA of Eurytemora carolleeae, 876 nucleotides long. RefSeq lists its product as uncharacterized. Bases 5 to 700 code for a protein of 231 amino acids. The transcript is spliced from 12 exons. NCBI's taxonomy places the organism in Eukaryota, Metazoa, Arthropoda, Copepoda, Calanoida, Temoridae. The record is from RefSeq and is a predicted model, not a curated record.